Molecule: messenger RNA, 8646 nt
Organism: Onychostoma macrolepis
Lineage: Eukaryota; Metazoa; Chordata; Actinopteri; Cypriniformes; Cyprinidae
Product: GTPase IMAP family member 8-like
Exons: 10
Coding region: 187-2991 (934 amino acids)
Molecular function (GO): GTP binding
Source: RefSeq, a predicted model, not a curated record
ACACAUUUAGCACAUGCGCAAAAACAGACAGAAAAUGCUUGAAGAUUUAUUAUUUUUAAUUGUAUAAAAUAGAGACACCAGAGAAAGACUGAGAACUACGAAACGGGACAUUGGGAGUGAGAAAAAAGGAUAGAUAGAAGAUAUUGAAGCAAACCUCAAGAACUUCAAACUGACGGUCUGUGACGCAUGAUGGAGGCAGGAGAGAAAUCUGAUCGUCCUGACAAUUGUCCAGCUCUUCCUGAGAUAAAGGCCAUUAUAAUAGGCAGUAAAGCAGAAUACAAAUGCAGUGCAGCUAAUACCAUUCUUGGUGAGGAAUACUGUAAAGUGGGUGAAGAGAUAGUCAAGAGUGAGAUGAAACAGAAUACAGUUCAGAACAGGUCUGUCACUUUAGUAAUGACACCAGGAUGGUGGAAGAGCUUCACACUGGCAGAGAGUGCAAAGUAUUUAAAGAUGGAACUUGUGCACAGUUUAAAACUGUGUCCUGAUCCACGUGCCUUCCUUUUAGUCAUCAAUCUACACAAACCAUUCACAAACAUGCACUUAAACAGUGUGGUUGAACACAUGGAGAUUCUAGGUGAGCAGAUCUGGAACCACACCAUCGUUCUGCUCAUGUAUAACAACAAAGAGCAGAGAAAUGCAGACAGCAAGCAGCUAAUUGAGAGAGCAGGGACAGAGCUUGAUAUUCUAAUACAAAAAUGUGGAAACAGAGUUCAUGUCUUCAAUUAUACUGACAGCAGGGGGAUAAAUGUACAAAAACUGUUUUAUGAGAUAGAGAGAUUGGUAGCAGCGCAUGAAGGACAGUCCUUUAAAAUUGACAGCAAACUGUUUGAAGAUAUGGAGGAAAAGAGAAGAAAUGUGAAGAAACAAGCAGAAGAGAGAGAGAUUCAAGUAAAAACAAAGAUGCAAACCUUGAAAGAAUGUCUAAAAGACAAACUUUUCCUAGAGUUAAGGAUUGUCUUGAUGGGUGGCAAUAUUGUUGGAAAGACGUCAGUGGUGAACACCAUCUUAAAAAAGAAACGAACAAAGAACCUGACAAAAAAGUGUGUGAUGAGCGAAGGAGAGGUUGACAAGAGUAAAGUCAUUUUAAUUGACACACCUGGAUGGUGGCCGUACGCCUCUGUAAUAGAGACUUCAGAGUCAGUCAAGCAGGAGAUCAUGUCAAGUGUUGCUAUGUGUCCACCAGGACCUCAUGCAGUUUUGCUGGUUCUGCAGUCUGGUGUCGCCUUCACUGAAGCACAUAGGAGGUCUGUCAAGGAGCACAUGGAGCUCCUGGGUCGAAAUGUCUGGAAGCACUGUAUAGUGGUGUUCACCAGGGGAGACUGGCUGGUCACUCACACUAUUGAAGAGCACACUGAGAGUGAAGGAGACCCUCUGCAGUGGCUGAUCAAUAAAUGUGGAAACAGGUAUCAUGUACUGAACUACAUGGAGCAGGAUGAUAGGGAACAGGUCAGAGAGUUGAUGGAGAAAGUGGAGAUGAUGGCCAGAGGAAACACAGAUCUCCUGACGCAUGUGGAAGCAGGAAUGGAGGAGAGUGACAGUGGCUGCGGAUCUAACUGGUCAGAGCAAGACAAGUUAGAGAGAGGAAGCUUUAAUCUGGAUCCCCCUUAUAAAAUAAACAUCAUUAUGGUAGGAAGUAAAGCAGAACAUAAAUGCAAUGCAGCUAAUACCAUCCUUGGUCACAAUGACUGGAAAGUGGGCAAAGAGAUAGUCCAGAGUGAGAGCAAACAGAGGACAAAUCAGAACAGAUCUGCUACUUUGGUAAUGACACCAGGAUGGUGGAAGAGCUUCACACUGGCAGAGAGUGCAAAGUAUUUAAAGAUGGAGUUUGUGCAUAGUUUAAAACUGUGUCCUGAUCCACAUGCCUUCCUUCUAGUCAUCAAUCUACACAAACCAUUCACAAACAUGCACUUAAACAGUGUGCUGGAACACAUGGAGAUUCUUGGUGAGCAGAUCUGGAACCACACCAUCGUUCUGCUCGUGUAUAACGACAAAACACAGAGACAUGCAGAUUACAAGCAGCUAAUUGAGAGAGCAGGGACAGAGCUUGCUACUGUAAUAAAGAAAUGUGGGAACAGAGUUCAUGUCUUCAAUUAUACUGUCAGAAAGGGGAAAAAUGUGGAAAAACUGUUUCAUAAGAUAGAUAGAUUGGUAGCAGGGCAUGAAGGACGGUGCUUUAAAAUUGACAGCAAACUGUUUGAAGAUAUGGAGGAAAAGAAAAGGACUGUGAAGAAACAAGCAGAAGAGAGAGAGAUUCAAACCUCAGUGAUGAACACCAUCCUGAAAAUCAAACAAGAGGUCAGAAUGUCUAAAACAUCUUUGAAGAGAGAGGGAGAGGUUGACAAGAGAAAAGUCAUUUUAAUUGACACACCUGGAUGGUGGCCGUACGCGUCUGUAAAGGAGACUUCAGAGUCAGUCAAGCAGGAGAUCUUGUCAAGUGUUGCUAUGUGUCCACCAGGACCUCAUGCAGUUUUGCUGGUUCUGGAGUCUGGUGCUGCCUUCACUGAAGCACAUAGGAGGUCUGUCAAGCAGCACAUGGAGCUCCUGGGUCGAAAUGUCUGGAAGCACUGUAUAGUGGUGUUCACCAGGGGAGACUGGCUGGGGACAUCCACUAUUGAAGAACACAUUGAGAGUGAAGGAGAGAAUCUGCAGUGGCUGAUUAAUAAAUGUGGAAACAGGUAUCAUGUACUAAACAACAACAAUCAGUGGUGUGAUAAGAAACAGGUCAAAGAGUUGAUGGAGAAAGUGGAGAUGAUGGCCAGAGAAAACACAGAUCUCCUGACACAUGUGGAAGCAGGAAUGGAGGAGAGUGACAGUGGCUGCGGAUCUAACUGGUCAGAGCAAGACAAGUUAGAGAGAGGAAGCUUUAAUCUGGAUCCACCUCACAUGCAUGGAGAAUACAUUACAAAAUGGCUUGAAAACACAGAAACUAUGUCUGACUACAUGACCUUAUCAGACUUUUCAGAAGAUGUCACACUAAAUCAAGAUUACUGAGUGCCUGAAAACCAAGUUAAGAAAUGACUUGAAAACAAACUGCAAUUAACUUCAGGACCUUAUCAGAGGACAUUUCAGAGAAUGUCACACAAAGUCAAGAUCACUGAUGGUUUGCAGAUGCAAAUACAAAAAAAACAGAAAGAGAAAAAUAAAGAAAGCAAUAGCAUUUCAUGCAAUACUUUUAAAUAUUUUGUACAACAAAGUAACGACAGCAGGAUGGUAACUUGUUCACUUGCAUAUAAGAUUUCUUUUAAAUUGUAAAUAUGAGCUUGACUUUUGUAAUCAGCUUUACUAUUUAUACCAUCAGGUUAUCUUCAUGUCAGAUCUACUCAUAUUGAUGAGUACACCAAUGAGUCUACAAACUUAUUUACUUGCGUUAUGUGUAAUCACUGUUGUUUCUUCAUCCAUUUCUUUCAGUCAUUCUAACACCAAACCUGUUUGUUAAAAUAUACAGUAAGCUACAUAAAUAGAGCUAUUGAAAUUGACAUUAUGAUGCAUAACCUGUAACUUAAACCACAGAACCACAUCAUUUUUUUAAUAUUCUAUAUAAUAUUUUAUUUUCUCUUUUUACGUUUAAUUUCCACAUUGCCAUGCGAAUAGCGUGUGAAUUUAGUGGCCACUCCUACUCAUGAAAAGCUGUUAUGACGUAAACAAUGUUAAAUGUGGAUUCACUGUUUAAAGUGCUCUGACAAAACAAAUCCACUCAGCCUCAGCAGGGAAAUAUUUCUAUUAUGCUGGUUAUAUAACAUUAUUUAUGAACAACACUGUUUUAGUUUUAGGUUCCUGAGAAUACAAAUACACUCAGUAAAGCCUGAGAAAUCUAUGGUCUGUUUAUGUUGUUACUUCAAGUUUUUAAGUGUUCUAAAAACUUGAAGUAACUUGAAGUUCUUUUCAUUUCAAUACAGAGUUAAAUUAGCAAGGUGAAGGUGAAAAAUGCUUGUGACUCAAAUAUCCUUGUCUAAAACCCUUGCAAAGCAAUCAUAGGGGUGGAGCUCUCAGUAUUUCUCAUCAGGAAGCUGAUAAACCAGUGCAUCAAGUGCAGAGGCACAUUUAUUACAUGCACAAAUACAGACAGAAAAUGUUUUUAGAUUCAUUAUUUAUUUGUAUAAAAGGGGGGAAAACGAGAAAGAAUGAGAACUGAGAAAAAAGGAGAUUAAAAGUGAUAAAAACAGGAAAGAGAGAAAGAAGAUAUUGAAGCAAAUUUGAAGAACUUCACACUGAUAGUCUGUGACGCAUGAUGGAGGCAGGAGAGGACUCUGAUCGCCAUGAAAGUGAGUUGUUGUAAUAUUGUGCAUAAAUGUUUAAACAUUUGACUUAACCAUAUAUUUUUAGACAGUGGAAAGUAUCUGAUAUCUUUAAAAAACUAUUUAUAACAUCACUAUGUAUGUUGUUCAAAUAAGGCUGAAAACAAGUAUAUACAUCACCUGGCACGUCAUAGAUUUAUUUAUUCUCAAAGAUUUAUUUCCAAUAAACACAACUAAAACCAAAACUUUUAACUUCAUUGAAAUGUGAGAGAGCUCAAUGUACUCACAGUAAAGGUAAAGCCUAGAUUCAUCAAGUUUAAAAGCAGCAACUUUACAAUUCCCUUAGAUCAUGGAUGUUACAAUAAAUGUUUUUUAUACAGUUUUCAUUUUUACAAAACUAAGCUGGAAAACUUUGUAACCUACAAAGUAUUUAAGAAUGUCACACGAUUUGCCACCUAUAAAAGUAAACUCAAAACAACAAAACUACAGCAUUAAAUGUGGCCAUUGUUGUGUAUUUGCAAAGUCUUUGAAAAUGCAUUUGCUGUAAUACUGUGAACCAUAAGCACGAACCACAUGCAAAGUAUGCAAUCUGCACAAUUGACUACAUCUGAAAUAUGAUACUUAAUUUGUUAAGGUUUGCUAACUACACGUGAUAAUUACAGGUUCCUUGAAUUUCUCCUGCAGAUUUUCCAGCUCUUCGUAAGAUAAAGGCCAUUAUAAUAGGCUGUAAAGCAGAGUACAAACGUAGUGCAGCUAAAACCAUUUUUGGUCAGAAUGACUGUAAAGUGAGAAACGAGAUAGUCCAGAAUCAGAAAUUUUCCCCAGAGUUAAGGAUUGUCUUAAUGGGUGGCAAUAUUGUUGGGAAGACCUCAGUGGUGAAUACCAUCUUAAAAAUAAAACAAGAGAAGAGCGUGACAAGAAAGUGUGUGAUGAAAGAGGGAGAGGUUGACAAGAGUAAAGUCAUUUUAUUUGACACACCUGGAUGGUGGCCGUACGCGUCUGUAAUAGAGACUUCAGAGUCAGUCAAGCAGGAGAUCUGUGCCACAUAUUUGUGAAAUAAAAUCAUUCUUUGCUAAUUGUUCCAAUAUUAAUUCUUGUCUGUCUUGUCCCAAUCAAUUCUGUAUCAAUGUUAAAUAAAUGCUAUGGCUAAAAACAGUGAGUGUGUUUAUAUGUGCACAUGUGUUGGGUACAACAGUGUUCAUGAGGCUGAUUUAAGUGGCUUUAAGUGUUUUAUAACGUGAUAUUUUACAUAUAUAUCAUGGAGAUUAAGUUGUAAAAUGUCAAGGUGAUUCUCUGCAUUAAACAUAACGAUGCAUAAGUUUUAAGCUGUUUUAUGCUGUAGAUGUAUAAAAAUACAUUUCAUUAAUUAAUUUAAUCAAGAUGUAACUGUGUGCCUUAGUCAGGUUUUGUAUCCAUGACAAUUUUUUACCUAAUUAAUUUAUUUAAUUAAUUUUGAUUUCCCUCCAACAGAAUUUACAAUUUGAAAAUAUUUUGUCAGGCUGUUUUCUUGUUUAUGAAGUAAAACUAAACUGAAAGUUCAUAAUGCAAGCACAUCACACUUGAGAGAACAGGGUAAAGAACAAAUUAUUUGGUGUCUUUAUGGUUAUUUAUUUUUCAUGUUUAACAAAAACAGUUUAAUAGUUAUGGGUGGAGUUUGUACUUGGGAUUUUCGAGAGAUUGAUAAACCAGAACAUCAAGUUAAACAGGCCAGAGACACAUUUACAAACAUGCGCAAUAACAAACUGAAAGUAUCUGAAAUCAUUAUCCAAAUACAGGACACAGAGAGAAAGCAGAGCUAAAAAAGAAAAGUGGGGUGAAAACAAAGAAAAGAGAAAAAAUUCAGUGAAGAGUGCAGCCAGAUCUUUUGUGAUCAUUUAUACUGACGGCCUGCAACACAUGAUGGAAGAAGAAGGGGGCUCAGAUCGUAAUUACGACUGUGCAACUUUCUCAGAGAUGAAGGUCAUUAUAAUAGGCAGUAAAUCGGACCUUAAAUGCACUGCAGCUAACACUAUCCUUGGUCAUAUUGACUGGAAAGUGGGCAAAGAGAUAAUCAAGAGUGAAAUGAAACAGAGGACAAAUCAGAACAGGUCUGUUACUUUAGUAAUGACACCAGGAUGGUGGAAGAGCUUCACACUGGCAGAGAGUGCAAAGUAUAUACAGAUGGAGUUUGUGCAUAGUUUAAAACUGUGUCCUGCUCCACAUGCCUUCCUUCUAGUUAUCAAUCUACAUGAAUCAUUCACAGACAUGCAUCUAAACAGUGUUCUGGAACACAUGGAGAUUCUUGGUGAGCAGAUCUGGAACCACACCGUCGUUCUGCUCAUGUAUGUCAACACAGAGCAAAGAGAUGCAGAUUGCAAGCAGCUAAUUGAGAGAGCAGGGACAGAGCUUGAUGCUCUAAUACAAAAGUGUGGGAACAGAGUUCAUGUUUUCAACUAUACUGACAGCAGGGGGAUAAAUGUACAAAAACUGUUUCAUGAGACAGAGAGAUUGGUAGCCGAGCACGAAGGACAGUGCUUUAAAAAUUGACAGCAAACUUUUUGAGGAAAUGGAGGAAAAGAGAAGGGCAGUAAAGAAACAAGCAGAAGAGAGAGAAAUUCAAGUAAAAACAAAGAUGCAAACCUUGAAACAACAUCUAGCAGAAUUUUUUUUUCCAGAGUUAAGGAUUGUCUUGAUGGGUAGCAGAAUUGUUGGGAAGACCUCAUUGGCGAAUACCAUCCUGAAAAAAACACAAAAGGAGAACAGGGCCAAAAAGUGUGUGAUGAAAGAGGGAGAGGUUGACAAGAGAAAAGUCAUUUUAAUUGACACACCUGGAUGGUGGCCGUACGCGUCUGUAAUAGAGACUUCAGAGUCAGUCAAGCAGGAGAUCAUGUCAAGUGUUGCUAUGUGUUCACCAGGACCUCAUGCAGUUUUGCUGGUUCUGCAGUCUGGUGUCGCCUUCAGUAAGGCGUAUUUAAGGUCUGUCAAGGAGCACAUGGAGCUCCUGGGUCGAAAUGUCUGGAAGUACUGUAUAGUGGUGUUCACCAGGGGAGACUGGAUGGGGACAUCCACUAUUGAAGAGCACAUUGAGAGUGAAGGAGAAGCUCUGCAGUGGCUGAUCAAUGAAUGUGGAAACAGGUACCAUAUUCUUAACAACAUGGAGCAGGAUGAUAGGGAACAGGUCAGAGAGUUGAUGGAGAAAGUGGAGAUGAUGGCCAGAGAAAACACAGAUCUCCUGACACAUGUGGAAGCAGUGAUGGAGACUGACAGUAGUCUGGGAUAUGGGUCAGAGCAAGACAAGUCAGAGAGAAGAAGCUUAAAGCUGGAUCCACCUUAUAUGGGCAACGGCGACAAGACUACGCAAUGGCUUGAAAAUCCAGCUAAUGUGUUCAACUAUAGAAGCUCAUCAGAAUUUUCAGAGGAUGUCACACAAAGUUAAUGGCACUGAUGGCUUGCAGAGGUAAAUAAUCAAUAACAACACAGCUAUUUAUUAGCAAGUGACUAUUUGUAUGAAUUUCUCCUUGAAAAUACUUUUGUUAGUGCAGUUUCUUUUGUAAGACUUUUGUUAGUGCAAAUCUUUGAAAUUAGACCAGCCUUCAAAGAUAACAAGAGUGUGUGCGUGAAAUAAGUUAAAUGUGAUUAUAUUUUUAUAAUACAGAUUUUGGUUUAUUUUUUCUUUCAUUAGUAUGCACUCAUUUUCCACACUCAUAUGUAUAGCCAAGUAAUGAAAGCAGUUUAAACUUUUAAAAUGAAUUCUGUAAUUUUCCUUAUUUAUACCAUCAUGACAGAUCUGGUUGUAAUAAUCAGACACCUCUCUUGCUCAAAACUGCAUUAUUGAUUGAUAAUAGCUUGUGUGUGAGUAUGUAUUUGCUUUAAUACUGUACAUUUAUAUAUUUUUCUCUUAUCAUUUGUUUUCAAACUAAGCCAGGAAACAAAGAAAAUGUUAAUGCUAGAUUUCAUUUGCAAAAUUGACAAAUGUGUUUACAUCCUGUAUGUUAAUCCAUAAUUUUUCAGAUGGUAAAGGAAGAUUAGUUUCACAUCUGUGCCAUACAUCUGUGAUCUGAAAUCAUAAAUGAUCUGAUAAUAAUCUUGUCUGUUCCUUUCCCAUUCCAUUUAAUUCUGAUGCCUUGAUGUAUCAGCAGUAAUCAAAUGCAUUUUUGCUACUAAUAAAAACAUGCAUUUAAAACAUUUUAAGCUAUUAUUUCAUUUUAAGUUGGCAAAAAGUAAUUUCAAAUUAUUUUGUAGCAUUUUUCACAAAACAUAGUUAAAGUAUAUUACACUACCAGAUGUAAUACAAGUUGUCUAAAGGCUUUCCUAGAUGAUAGUUUUAUCUUUCUGCUUGCAAACAUUGUUGUGCUGUUUUAUUUUUAAAACAGCCACAACCUCCAACACCCUGAAAUACCGCAUUUCUUCUUCAGAUGAAACAAUCUCCUGA